Messenger RNA from Aspergillus heteromorphus CBS 117.55, 2835 nucleotides. RefSeq lists its product as uncharacterized. The record is from RefSeq and is a predicted model, not a curated record. Gene Ontology annotation, molecular function: zinc ion binding; mRNA 5'-cap (guanine-N7-)-methyltransferase activity. The transcript has 5 exons. Bases 1 to 2835 code for a protein of 944 amino acids. Gene Ontology annotation, cellular component: nucleus. Gene Ontology annotation, biological process: 7-methylguanosine mRNA capping. NCBI's taxonomy places the organism in Eukaryota, Fungi, Ascomycota, Eurotiomycetes, Eurotiales, Aspergillaceae.
AUGGAAGAACCUCCCGCGGAGCAAUCGACCGACCGCCCCGUCUCCAAACGCAAGCGUCUCGAAGAACGACACCAGAGGAACCGCAACCGCGGCCAGGCACCUCCCUCGGCCUACUCCCGUCGAGAUGGCGAUGAGCCCCGCCCCGGUUCUCAUCGACCCGCCCCGCCCCGAUCCCCGUCCCCCCUGCUCCCCCCCCGUUCCCCGACCCCGGAGGCUCCGGCGCGUCAGCGAAAGAGACCUGGCGGUGGUGCCCGUAUGGGUCUGGUGGACCGGGAGACGCUGCGGCGCCGCCAGGAAGCCAGAGAGCGCGCGGAGGAAGAGGACGCGAUGCGCAAUUCCCAGAGCCGGGGCGUGACGGAUAUUGUUCGUCAGCACUACAACGCCGUUCCGCAGCGAGGGCGCGAGUGGCGCAAGACAGAGAGUAAGAUCAAGGGGCUGCGCAGCUUCAACAACUGGGUCAAGAGCACUCUGAUUCAAAAGUUCUCGCCGGAUGAGGAUUUCACUACGCGGACUGUUGGCUCCAAGGACUGGGCUGAUGGAACGGGACCUCCGCCGGCGGAGGAGAGACGCCUCCUGGUCAUUGAUCUGGGCUGCGGAAAGGGUGGUGAUCUGGGCAAGUGGCAGCAGGCGCCGCAACCGGUGGAUCUAUACGUGGGACUUGACCCGGCCGAUGUGUCGGUCAUCCAAGCGCGUGAGCGAUACGCUAGUAUGCGAUCUGGGCGGGGUCCGCGCCAACGUCGGGGUCCUUUGUUCCAUGGAGAGUUUCGCACCAAGGAUUGCUUUGGGGAGUGGCUGGGAGAGGUUGAUAUUGUGCAACAGGUGGGUAUUGAUCCCAACGCCGGACCUGGCGGGUCGGUGAUGAGCUCGCGCUGGGGAGGUGGUGGCUUCGACGUGGUGGCUUCCAUGUUCGCGAUCCAUUACGCCUUCGAGAGCGAGGAGAAGACCCGACAGAUGCUGCGCAAUGUGGCCGGAGCUCUGAAGAAGGGUGGGCGGUUCAUUGGGGUGUGCCCGAACUCGGAUGUCAUCAGCGCCCGGGUGGCAGAGGUCAACGCCAAGCGCAAGGGCCGUGAGCCACCGAAGAAGGACGCUGAGCCCGAGGAUGGGGAGGUCGAGGAAGAAGAGGCGAAGGUGGAGUGGGGCAACUCGAUCUACCGAGUCCGCUUCCCCGGUGAGACGCCGGAGGAUGGCAUCUUUCGGCCGCCGUUCGGGUGGAAGUACAGCUACUUUAUGGAGGAGGCAGUGGGCGAGAUCCCGGAGUACGUGGUGCCGUGGGAGGCCUUUCGCGCAUUGACGGAGGAGUACAACCUGGAGCUGCAGUACCGCAAGCCCUUCUUGGAGGUGUGGCGGGACGAGAAGGAUGACGUGGAGCUGGGCCCUCUGAGCGAGCGGAUGGGGGUGCGUGAUCGCAACACGGGCGAGUUGAUGAUGACGCAGGAGGAGCAGGAGGCAGUCAGUUUCUACCAUGCGUUCUGCUUCUACAAGACACAUCUCCACCAUGCCCAGGAGAAACUCACCGACGCGGCCGGGGAAGUUAACGAGCGGCUGACGGAAGCGCGAGAGAGAGUAAGGAAGCGCAAGGAGCGGAAACGGCAGAUACAGAGCGACAACGGCGACGAUGAUGCGGAAGGGGGAGGGGGCGAUGUUGAAGAAAAUGGGGGAGCAGAGGAAGAUGACGAGGGAGUGAUUGCGCUGGAAAACGCCGUCAAAGAGGUGACGGGCAGGUUGGACACGGCCAUGCGGGGCAAUAUUGAUGCCGAGGUGAGGUUUCAGAGCGUGGGCCAGGUGUUGGGGGCGAUUGAGAGGGAGAUUGGUGAGAAGAUGCAGGUUUUGAGACGGAGUCGGAGGAAUCGUGAUGAUGAGGAGGAAGAGCAUGAAGAGGAGGAGGAGGAGGAUGGUAUGCCGCCGUUGGUGGAGCUGGUGGAGGAGAGGUUGGAGGGGAAGGGCGGCGAGUGGGGGGGGUUGUCUCUUACGGACCGAUACUCCACCAACAACGCCUACGUCGGCUUCUACCGGAUCAUCCACGAAGCGAAAUACCCUGGCGACGACAUCCCGCCGCUCCCACACGCCUCGACAUGGUUCGCCCACCUCGAGAACUCCUCCCGCACGACCUCCUCCACCAGCACCGUCCAACAGCCCUCCGCCAACAUCUCCACCUACACCCCCUCCAUCCAUACCAACACCUCCGACUCCGCCAACUCCGCCCGUCUCCUCACCCGCCCUGCAACCCGCACAAACCCCAACCCCCAACCCCUUAACCCCUCCUCCGCCGCCCCCGACAACAACGCCGACGACUCCGACGACGACAUCGCCAUCGAACGCGAGCGCAUCUCCCUCAAAUGCCCCCUCACGCUCCUCCCCUUCACCUCCCCCGUCACCAGCACCAAAUGUCCGCACAGCUUCGAACGCGAGGCCAUCUUUAGCAUGAUCGCCGGAAGCUCGACCACGGUUCCUGAUCCGAACGCGAGCAUGGCAUCCGGCUCUUCGCGCGGCAGUCGACGGCCUCCGAGGGUGAAGUCUGUUAGGUGUCCGGUCUGCGAGGUCAUGCUUACCGAGACGGAUCUGCGGAGUGAUCCCGUGUUGUUGAGACGGGUGAAGCGGGCGGAAGCCGCGCAGAGGAGAGAGGCCGAGGGCGAUGUCGAGGAGGGGUAUGAUGACAGUGCGAGUGCGGGGAAGAGGAAGAGGGGUGGUGGGAGGAGGGGGAGUGGGAUUUCGCUUGAGAGUGAUCAUAGUGAAGAGGAGGAUGUUGGGGGAGGGGAAGUGCGAGGGGGAGUAGGAGAGCCGGUGGGAGUAGAGCUAGUGGGAGUAGGGCGAGUCGCAGUUCUGGGAGUAGGGUGA